UCUUGUUUUGCUUCUGUUUCCCCUUUCUUUUCCUCCAGGGUCUGGGUAACCGACCUCUGCAACAACCCGACUCAGACACAGUUUGAGUCCACCUCCAGCAGAGAAACCCGCCGGCUCUGCCUCGCGCGCUCACCGACGCACCCGCCGGUCCACAUUUCUCCCAAAUUGGAGCCGUCUUCCGCCGACAUCGAGCGAAGAGGUGCAGCCGAUCCCAGGCCUCCAAUCCAGGGCGGAGGGAGGGAAGGAGGUCGCUGGGAAUCGGGAUGGAGAGCGGAGAAGCUGCUGGCGGGCCUGGCGGACCGGACGGACCCGGACUCCGGUUUGGCUGCGCCUCUUUCAACCAAGACUCCACGUCCCUGGCUUUGGGAACAAAGACUGGCUACAAGCUGUUCUCUUUGACCAUGGUGGAAAAACUGGACUGUAUCCAUGAGAGUGCAGAGACUCCAGAUGUCUACAUCGUGGAGCGUCUCUUCUCUAGCAGUCUGGUAGUCGUGGUCAGCACCGCCAUGCCACAGCGCAUGAACAUCUACCACUUCAAGAAGGGGACGGAGAUCUGCAACUACAGCUAUCCCAACAACAUCCUGGCUGUCAAGCUCAACAGACAGAGGCUCAUGGUGUGCCUUGAAGAGUCCAUCUAUAUCCACAACAUCAAAGACAUGAAGCUGCUGAAGACUCUUCUCAACACUCCAUCUAACCCCUCAGGUCUCUGUGCCCUCUCUACCAACCAUUCCAACUCGUACCUGGCGUACCCCGGCAGUGCCACCAUUGGGGAGAUCAUAGUGUAUGAUGCCAACAACUUGAACACAGUGACAAUGAUCCCGGCUCAUGACAGUCCUCUGGCAGCUCUCACCUUCAACACCUCAGCCACCAAACUCGCCAGCGCCUCAGAGAGGGGCACUGUCAUCCGAGUGUUCUCCAUCCCUGAGGGCCAGCGUCUGUUUGAGUUCCGCAGAGGCAUGAAGAGGUACGUCAACAUAAGCUCUUUAUCCUUCAGCCCUGAUGGCCAGUUCCUCUGUGCAUCCAGCAACACAGAGACGGUGCAUAUCUUUAAACUGGAGCAACUGGGACCAAGUGGAGGGGACGAGGCUGCUACCUGGACAUCCUACGUGGGCAAGAUGUUCUCAGCAGCCAGCAGCUACUUCCCUGCUCAGGUAUCCGGCAUGAUGAGCCAGGACCGCGCCUUCGCCACUGUUCACCUCCUCACGUCCGGCCAGAAGAACGUCUGCACCCUGGCUAUGAUCCAGAAGCUUCCGCGGCUGCUGGUGGCCACCGCUGACGGCCAGCUUUUCAUCUACAACGUGGAUCCACUGGAUGGAGGCGAGUGCAUGUUGUCCCACAAGCACAGGCUUUUUGGUGUUGAUGAUGACCAGGUUGAAGAAACAGAGUCAGAGGGGUCAGAGGUCACAGGGCCAGCACAGGCUUGUCCAUCCUAUGCUGCAACCGCUGCCUUACCAGCCUCUGGUCCCGUCACUGCAACUCUCACUGGCUACUCUGAGGACGGCGGGGCAAAGAAAGGCGAAGUCAUUCCAGAACACGAGUUCGCUGCUGGACCUGUAUGCCUGGACGACGAGAACGAGUUUCCUCCUAUUAAUUGGUGCCGCGACGGGACUGGAGGUGGCCAGGCGAGGCGCUCGUGAGUGGGUAAAAGGACAGAUGGACAAACAGACAGACAGGCACUCGCAAGUGAGAGGAACAGCAAAAAAAUUAAAGGUUCAGGGUGCCAAGUUAUCUUUUCCGUUAGAGAGAAAAUAACAUUAAUUAACCAAUCAAGUUGACGUGGUAAACAAAACACUGAGCAAGAAGUAGAUGUCAUGUAGUAAUUUCAGAGAAAACCACAAUCUGGUCCACAUGUUACAUAAUGAUUGUGUUAAAGGUACACUUCUGAUUUUGUCACAGCACCAAUAGUACCUCUAAACUUCCUCCAAGCUGACUGUUGAGUUUCAAAACUUCAACUGUGAACUAAGAGGACAUUUCUGAACUAGAUGCUGUUGGUUACUUAAAAAAAAAAAAAAAAAAAAAAAUCAGGGAGUUUAUCUUUAAGGAGUGUUUCAUUAAAGUGUGAGGUGCAUGCUGGAGCAGAAAUAUAGCCACAAUUCCCCAUAGCUUUAUUACUUGACAAAUAUUUUAUUAAGUUGCAUUAUUGUAGCAACAUUUUUAUUUUUAUCAUUAGUUAUAUCUUAGUUUACAUCCAUGAUAAAGAAUUGUUUUAAUUUUUAUUUUGUAUUGUAUUAUACUGCAUUGACAUGUAUUGAAUAUUUCAGUGUAUGCCUCCUGGACACAUUUCAGAAGGCGUGUAUGUACUGUAUGUUUAUUUGUGCCUAUUAUCAUUUGUAAAAGAAAGUAUUUUGCUAAUUGCACAAGACCAAAACAAGUGAAAGAAACAAAGAAAUAAACUCAUAGAGUGGAGUAAGAACGAACCUAUGCAAAGCAAA
Messenger RNA from Dicentrarchus labrax (European seabass), 2432 nucleotides. It is a transcript of the gene wipi1, whose product is annotated as WD repeat domain, phosphoinositide interacting 1. Bases 264 to 1637 code for a protein of 457 amino acids. The record is from RefSeq and is a predicted model, not a curated record. The transcript has 13 exons. Gene Ontology annotation, biological process: protein localization to phagophore assembly site; nucleophagy; protein lipidation. Gene Ontology annotation, molecular function: phosphatidylinositol-3,5-bisphosphate binding; protein binding; phosphatidylinositol-3-phosphate binding. Gene Ontology annotation, cellular component: extrinsic component of membrane; phagophore assembly site membrane; cytosol. Lineage: Eukaryota; Metazoa; Chordata; Actinopteri; Moronidae.